Lutra lutra (Eurasian river otter) is the source of this 1612-nucleotide messenger RNA. RefSeq names its product isocitrate dehydrogenase [NAD] subunit gamma, mitochondrial-like. Gene Ontology annotation, biological process: tricarboxylic acid cycle; isocitrate metabolic process. The record is from RefSeq and is a predicted model, not a curated record. Gene Ontology annotation, cellular component: mitochondrion. NCBI's taxonomy places the organism in Eukaryota, Metazoa, Chordata, Mammalia, Carnivora, Mustelidae. The transcript has a single exon. The coding region runs from base 49 to 1218 and encodes 389 amino acids.
AAAACAAGAGGAAGAAUGCAUAUCUUUACAUAAAUUACUCUCUACUUAAUGAUCAUCUCAUUGAAGAUGCUGCCAGCUACCAUUUGCUCGGUGAAGACCAUGUUGCGACCUUCUACUCUCUGCCAUUCUCCGGAGAUUUUAUUUGGCCGUGAGACCUCACUGAGGAGCUUCUCUUUCAAACGCAGUAUUCUUCCAUUGGCCAAGUAUGGUGGGCGACACACUGUGACUCUGAUUCCUGGGGAUGGCAUUGGACCUGAACUUAUGCUGCAUGUCAAGACUGUAUUCAGACAUGCACGUGUGCCUGUGGACUUUGAGGAGAUAAUGGUUAACUCCACUUCUGGUGAAGAGGACAUUCACAAUGCCAUCAUGGCAGUCAGCCGAAACCGUGUGGCUUUGAAGGGCAACAUUGAAACUGACCACAACCUGCCACCAUCUCACAAGUCCCGUAACAACAUGUUUCGCACCACUCUAGAUCUCUAUGCCAACGUCAUCCAUUUUAAAAGCCUGCCAGGUGUGGAGACCCGGCACAAGGACGUAGACAUCUUAGUUGUUCGGGAAAACACAGAGGGUGAAUACAGCAACCUAGAGCAUGAGAGUGUGAAGGGAGUGAUCGAGAGCCUCAAGAUCAUUACCAAGGCCAAGUCUUUGCGCAUUGCUGAAUAUGCCUUCCAGCUGGCCCAAGAAAUGGGACGCAAGAAAGUGACAGCGGUGCACAAGGCCAACAUCAUGAAACUGGGAGAUGGUCUUUUCCUCCGGUGUUGUAAGGAAGUGGCCUCCUGCUAUCCUCAGCUGACCUUCGAGGGCAUGACCGUGGAUAACACCACCACGCAGUUGGUAUCCGGGCCCCAGCAGUUUGAUGUCAUGGUGAUGCCCAAUCUUUAUGGCAACAUUGUCAACAAUGUCUGCAUAGGGUUGGUUGGGGGAGCAGGCCUUGUGCCUGGUGCGAACUAUGGACAUGUGUGCGCGGUGUUUGAAAUAGCGUCAAGGCAGUCGGGCAGAAAUUUAGCCAAUAAGAAUAUGGCCAACCCAGCUGCCAUGCUGCUGGCAAGCUGUAUGAUGCUGGAUUACCUCAAGCUCCACUCCUAUGCCACCUCCAUUCGCACUGCAGUCUUGGCAUCCUUGGAGAACAGAAACAUCCACACUCCGGACAUUGGAGGCCAGAGUACCACAAAGGACAUCAUUCAAGAUAUAAUAAACCACAUUAGUACUGUCAGUUAAAUGGUCAGUGCCUUGGAGGCUGGGCUAUUCCCCAAGUCUCUCCCACUCUUUACCUUCCUCUUCUCACUUAGGCACUCUAGCCAGCUCGGAUGAUGUAGACUCUGGAAUAAACUAGUUCCUGCUCUGGCUCCAACUCAGAAGAGAUAGGAGAAGUAAAUCUGAUUUAUUCUAUGAGAUGAAAACGUCAUGAAUGCCAUAAACAUUGCUUGUUUAAAUUAGCCGAGUCUAUUGUGUUAUAUAUGUACUGAGGAAUUCUUCUCUAUUUUAAUCCAUAGUUCACACUUCUCGAUGUCACGAUACACUGAAUAAAUCAGAGCUGUUUGUAGAAUCCUGGGACUUUCUCACAACCUGGAACACUGAUUUUUCUCUUUAUCUGGAUCAUUAAAAUUCAGCA